Amphibalanus amphitrite is the source of this 2846-nucleotide messenger RNA. RefSeq names its product G1/S-specific cyclin-D3-like. Bases 522 to 1463 code for a protein of 313 amino acids. The record is from RefSeq and is a predicted model, not a curated record. Gene Ontology annotation, molecular function: cyclin-dependent protein serine/threonine kinase regulator activity. The transcript has 5 exons. Gene Ontology annotation, cellular component: cyclin-dependent protein kinase holoenzyme complex; nucleus; cytoplasm. Lineage: Eukaryota; Metazoa; Arthropoda; Thecostraca; Balanomorpha; Balanidae. Gene Ontology annotation, biological process: mitotic cell cycle phase transition; regulation of cyclin-dependent protein serine/threonine kinase activity; positive regulation of G1/S transition of mitotic cell cycle.
GCAGUGAUUUUCCUUUCUGGAUUUCAGGUCCAUGACGGAUUUCGGCGGCGGGAGCAGCUGGAACCGGCGUUUAUGCAGAGUUGCUGAGCAGUGAGCAUCUCGUCACCAUUGACCUUCCGUGACCUUGCCGGUCGCCCCGGCGGACUAGCAGCAGCCCGCACUAUCGUUGUCAUUACCUCCCACGACCGGACGGCCGCGGCGCCCCUUCGGAGCCGGCUGGCGGGCCCGACUGAGCUCAGCGGCGCCGACGGGCCAUCCGCCCGGCGACACGGAGCGACUCUCAGCUGAUUGGCCGAGCGCCGGCUGGGUACGGAGCCGGGCGGGGGAGGGGGCGAUCAGCUGUUGGGGGCGCCGCCGCCGCGCCGGCCGCCGGGCGCCGGCGCUGUGGCCAUUCCGGGCUGGGCGCUCGGGCAGUGAGGGAGACUGUCUCCGGGGUCCGCGCGAACCGACCGACUCGAACUAGCGACUGAGGUCUGCCUAACUGCAGACUUCUUCGAGAACUUUACAGUGUUACGGACGCCAUGUCUGCGUGCAGCAUCUCCAGAGACCUGGGCGACAGCCUGCUCUGCUGCGAGAGUGGUGUGUUUGAACAGGAGCCCAUCUGCAAGGCGAUCCGCGACCCGGCACUCAUCAACGACCGGCGCGUGCUCACCAACCUGCUGGACGCCGAGAGCCGCUACAUGGCCUCCUGCUCCUACUUCAAGUGCGUCCAGAACGAGAUCAAGCUGCCCAUGAGGAGAAUCCUGGCCUACUGGAUGGUCGAGGUGUGCGAGGAGCAACGCUGCCAAGACGAUGUAUUUCCGCUGGCUAUGAACCUCCUGGACCGAUUUCUCAGUGUGACCAACGUCAAAAAGGACCACCUGCAGCUACUGGGUGCCGUGUGUCUGUUCGUCGCCUCCAAGCUGAGGGAGACGCGGCCGCUCACCGCAGAAAUCCUCGUCCAGUGUGCCGACAACAGCAUCAGCGUUCCAGAUAUCAUAGAUUGGGAGCUGCUGGUUCUCCACCGGCUACGAUGGGAGAUCAACGCCGUCACGUCACACGACUUUCUGGACCCGCUGUUGCACCGCCUGUCGUUGGAGCGGUACCUGUCGUCCUCGCGCGUGCCGGACGUGCGGCGGCAGGCCCAGACCUUCAUCGUCAUGUGCAGUACAGAAUUCAAGUUCAGCAUCCACACCCCGAGCAUGGUGGCGGCUGCUAGCCUGGCGGCGGCCGUCCAGGGCCUGCUGCCGGCCAGCCGGGAAGGCGCCAUGAACGGCAUCUUCAGCCAACUACACCGCAUCACCGCCGUCGAAACGGACCUGCUGCGCGGCUGCCUGGACCAGAUCGAGGAAAUGAUCCGCGAGUUCACUGCCGAGCAGAACAGCCGCGCUGCGGCCGCGCCCGGCUCCGACCCGGCCGCCGAUCUGUCGGGGGAAUACCAGACCGCCGAGACGCCCACCGAUGUGCGAGAGGUGCACUUCUAGGCCGGCUCAUCGGCCGCCUCCUGCAGCCGUGACGUCACCCACCCGUGUGACGUCAUAGCCGCGGUCACGGGUUCGUGCGCGUGGAACUCGCCAGCACCUCCUCGAGUCGCCUCGACUGCCAUCGUCUAGUCGUCUGCAGAAAACAGCACACAGGGACAAGCUGGUUUUAUGUUUGGCCAAGGUGCCGCCUGCGCUCAACAGGGGUGCCCUAGUAUUCGAUGCUCUGGUAUCGUUUUUAUUGCGUUCAUUUUGGGCCUAGAUUCGCCAAGGUCGAUUCGGGGGCAGCUGGUGGGUUUCACGGACUAAGAGGCCGCUAAAACGGCCAACACUCCUCACAAAAUGUCAGAGGUUCGACUAGUUCAUGAUAUUAUAUCAGCACAUAUGUAGCUUUUCAAAAGUAUUUAGGAUUGUAGUGUACGAAAAUUUAAUCGAAAACAUUAGUGUGCUGAUAAAGUAUCCUGAACUUGCAUACCUCCUCCAUUUUGUAUGGACUGUGAGUUGUUUUGUCCGGUCCGCGCACGGGCCUCUCUCGUACCUUGGUGGGGUUUCGGCGGCCCUCCUCCGUGGCUCCGGCCCGGCAGUCAUCCGUCGUUAGUCGAUAUCUGUAUAUAACUGUGAAUGUGAUACGGUGUGUCCGUGAAGCCCGUCCGGUGCAGACCACCAGAGCGUCGCGCCGGACGUCAGAGUACAAAGUCGGCUGCCGCCGGGGCGUCGGUCCGACACUGACCGGGGCCGCACGGCUGACCAAACAGCCGCUGGGUCACGCGGUCAGGUCGGGGCGGCGCCCUGACUGGCAGCCGUCGUAAGUUAGUCCGCGUCUCGCGUUCGGGGUUCAAUGGGGAGAGGGGAGGGUGGCGAAAGGGAUCGGAGUGGGGCCCAGCUCUGGAAUCAGGCAGGUAGUGUUUUAUCUCAGGUACGGGGGACCGGCGGGCGGCGGGGCGCCGGCGGCCGGGCCGGGUCAGGUCGGGUCGCCGGUGGCCACCCCGUCCGCCGGCUCAGGACGGCACGAUCAGGCGCAGUGGUGUGUACCUCCGCGGACAGAGCACUGCCACAGUAGGGGGUCGAACGGGGGCCGGCCAUCCCCGGCCGGGCCGACACUGCGCGGCUCGGCUAGAACCAGUGUUAUGUUUGUCAGUGGCGUUAGAACGACAUCGUACGCGCUGGUUUAGGUGUUAACAUAGCGCUCGUUUUAAUGACGGUCUAAAUAUAUCUAUAUUUUAGGUGUGUUGCGCGUGAGUCGUUUCAUGCCCUUGCUUAUCUUUGUCGUGUUUCGCUAGUUUGCGGCGCCUUGGUGGACCGACGUCAGGCAGCCUUAUUGAAUGGAUGGAACUUACGCUUACGAUCUGUACCUCAUGAGUUUGUUUACAAAUACACGAAAAAUUU